AUGAUUCAACUUCAUGUAGAUAUUCUUCAAAAUCUUCAACAAGCAAUAUUUGUUUUUAAUAUUCCAUGUUCAGCUGAUUGUAGUGUUCAAGCUGAUCAAUUUGUUAUUGAAGAUGAAGAACAACAUCAUCAAACUGUAAUUCACUUCAAUAAUCUAAUAAUAGAUGUUAACAAAGGUACUGAAGUUGCAUCACCAUCGACAAAUACAAAUGUAAUUAGAGAUGGACAAAUUCAUCGAACAUUCAAAUUUCCAUUUCUUCGUCUACCUAUCAUAACUGACAGUAAGCCAUACGAUUUGAAUAAUAUUACAUGUGCCAAGUGUCAAUCGCCUUUGAAGAUCAUUGCUGAAAAUCAAACUUUUAAAAUUGUUCAACAGCAAAAUGCUAAUGCUGAUGAUAUAAAUGAAGUCAUGUAUUGUCAUCGAUUUUGUGAAGCUCAUCAACAUGAACAUAAACAUCAUCAUCAAUAUCAGUUGCCUGUUCCUCUUGAUCUUCAUUCUGAAUUGAUUAUACUUGAAACUACCGAAUGUUUAACUAUUGCAAAAGAAUAUUCAUCUUCAGAUUUAAUUCAUGAUGAACUUGUUCAAUGCAAUCAUUGUUUUUCAUGUCUUGGAUCAUUUGACCCUCAAAAUAAUCUUGUCUCGUUCAACAAAUGUUCACUUUUACCUUUUGCAAACAAUUAUCUAUCAACAUGUUUUCAUCACUGUGAACCAGGUCGAUACAUCAUCAAAGUGCCAAAGUCUAAUGAUUCAAUAUUCCUUGUUUGGAUCUUACCUAAUCAAAUACUAUCUGCUAAUACAAUGAUUGAUUCAUCAAAAAAUUCUACUCAACUUGAUUUUUAUCGAAUGCGAAAAGUUCUCUUCACUCAUGUGACAUCCUCAGAUAAUCAAAUAUUUACUGAAUGGAAACGAGACUUUUCUGUAACAACUCUUCUUGUUAAUCGUCUUUGUCUUGAUCAUUUAGCAAUAGCAUUUAAACAAGCAAUAGAGAAAUUUCCUAAUGUAUUCAAUAGUAAUGAAUCAUUUCAAUCAGUAACUAUUUCUUGUUAA
Molecule: messenger RNA, 1047 nt
Organism: Rotaria sp. Silwood1
Lineage: Eukaryota; Metazoa; Rotifera; Eurotatoria; Philodinida; Philodinidae
Source: the annotation of a GenBank genome assembly